This is a messenger RNA of Durio zibethinus, 1449 nucleotides long. The record is from RefSeq and is a predicted model, not a curated record. NCBI's taxonomy places the organism in Eukaryota, Viridiplantae, Streptophyta, Magnoliopsida, Malvales, Malvaceae.
AUGGAAAAUUUCCAAAUUUCCUCUUUGAUCAAACUAUCUGAGAGCAUUGCAAAGAGGACAGUUGACCUCUGUCUUGAAUCCAUCAAUCGUGCGUUUCUUACUAAUAUCCGCCCGCAGCGUCGGUCUCAUAAUCUCCGCCUUUCGCUCUGCCGCGUCGCUUCUCUUUACGUCCGAUCAGAGUAUGGUUCAACGUCAUCGUCAUUGGUUUCUACUCAUUAUAUCCCCUUCAUUGGAUCCUCCCCUCUCCAGCUCCCUCAAUGGACCCUCACCAGCCGCCACAUCCUCUUGCUCAAUGUCAUCGCUUGCGUGGCAGUUUCAGCAGCUUGGCUCUUUUUCUCUGCAAUCAAGGGGUCAGCAGAGUCACUAGAGAAGUUGAUGGAUGUCACCAGGGAAGAGUUUCCUGAUACUAUGGCUGCGGUUCGGUUAUCAGGCAUGGAGAUUAGCGACUUAACAAUGGAGCUUAGUGAUUUGGGGCAAGAGAUUACUCAAGGUGUUAGAAGCCCAACUAGAGCCGUUCGCUUAGCUGAGGAGAGAUUGCGUGGGUUAACAGACAUUGCUUCAUCAGCUUCGGUGCAGGUGGUAAGCAAUCAGAAAACUGAGGUAUCAGGGCCAGUGUUGGCUCGAACUGCAAGAAUAAUAAGGGAAGGAAUUGUAAAGUGUCGAGCCAUAUUUCAAAUAUUUUUCACUCUAAGUCGAUUUUCUAGGAUGGCUCUUAACUAUUUUGCCACUCAAGGUAAGCGGUAGAGCCAUGGAGUCAAGCUUUGAGGUGAGCGAGUUUAGAUCUGUCUGUCCGAAUUUUGUUAUCCUCUGUUGGUCUAUCUGAGUCAGGAUGCUUUGCUUUCUGUUUUUCUGCUGAUUGCAGUUAAAGCAUCAUUGUUUUGCUAAAAGAUGUGUUGUACGUCAUGAGAAAAUUUUCAUUUAGGCCAGUUGACCUGCUAUCCUCUUGGUCGACAGACAUUUGGUGCUAUUUUUCUGCUAUCCUCUUGCCAAAAGGUACGCAAGCUGACAAUUAUUUUGGAAAUUCCUUCACUUGGUUGACAGACAUCUGGUGCUGUUGGCUAAUCAAAAUUUGUAAGUCGAGAGAUGAGCAAAGCUGAAGCAUUUUUUGAAGUUUAUACUAUCUCCUGUAUUCUGUUGCGGAUGCAUACCGCGCAUUGCUACCUGAAGGAACACUAAUAGAAUUUCACCGUAUUCCAGAGCUCAAGGACCUCAAGAAAUCUUACCAACAAAGUAUAUUAGAUGACCUCAACAAAGGUGCACCGACAAUCUCACAACCUUCGAGUUUGACACCAGUUGGCCAAACAAUGCCACCUGCCACUACAGUUCAAGCGAUUUCAAAUCCUGCUUCAGUUGGAUUUAUAGCUUCUCGAGAGGAUGUGCUAACAAGAGCAACUGCUCUUGGACGUGGUGCUGCUUCAACGGGGUUCAAAAGGUUCCUUGCUUUAACAG